Molecule: messenger RNA, 638 nt
Organism: Cokeromyces recurvatus
Lineage: Eukaryota; Fungi; Mucoromycota; Mucoromycetes; Mucorales; Mucoraceae
Exons: 2
Coding region: 61-543 (160 amino acids)
Biological process (GO): negative regulation of cell population proliferation; negative regulation of mitotic cell cycle
Cellular component (GO): nucleus; cytoplasm
Source: RefSeq, a predicted model, not a curated record
UUUAUUUAUUUGUUUACUUUAUUUUAUUUUAUUUUUUUUCCCUCAUUACAUACAUAUCUCAUGCAAAUAGAAAUAUCUCAAGCAGUUGACUUUAUAGGUCGACUUUUACAUUCCAAAGUAGAUUCAGACAUGAUUACCAAUUUUAAAACGCAACUAGCUGAGUUAUUAAAGCAGCGAUUUUCAGCUCAUUGGGAUCCACAUAAACCUUACCAAGGGAAUGCUUAUAGAGCCAUUUCUAAUUUCAAUGAUGAGUACGAUCCUAUACUAGUAGAAGCUUGUAUUAAAACGGCAUGCUCUGCCAAGCUAAUUCAUGCCUAUUUACCUCGUGACUUUAUUUUAUGGAUUGACCCUGAUUCUGUUGCUUAUCGAGUUGGAUUUCAUGGAAAUAUCAUGACACUUUACGAUAAAAAGAAACAAUCUAAAACAGUUUCCUUAUUUCAAUAUAUACAACCCAUUACUACGACUAAACCUAUUCGUAUCUCUCCACCUAAUAGUCCUAAAAAGAAUAAAAAGAAAAAAACAGCGAUGGUUGUGGCUAAUUAAAUAAUACUAUUUAUACAAUAAAAUAACAUAUUGUUACACGUAUCAUCCCUACUAGGCGGAAUUUUUUUUUUUUUGUACCUGAAAUUAAAGUAGAU